Messenger RNA from Jaculus jaculus (lesser Egyptian jerboa), 332 nucleotides. RefSeq names its product U11/U12 small nuclear ribonucleoprotein 25 kDa protein-like. NCBI's taxonomy places the organism in Eukaryota, Metazoa, Chordata, Mammalia, Rodentia, Dipodidae. Gene Ontology annotation, cellular component: U12-type spliceosomal complex. The transcript has a single exon. Gene Ontology annotation, biological process: mRNA splicing, via spliceosome. The record is from RefSeq and is a predicted model, not a curated record. Bases 6 to 332 code for a protein of 108 amino acids.
UCGCCAUGCUGGUGCAGGACCCGCUGCUCUGGGAUCUCCCGAUCCAGGUUACUUUGGAAGAGGUCAGUUCCCAGAGAGCACUGGAAUAUGGCCAAGCAAUGACAGUCCGAGUAUGCAAGAUGGAUGGGGAAGUGAUGCCUGUGGUCGUCCUACAGAAUGCCACCGUCCUGGACCUGAAGAAGGCCAUCCAAAGAUACAUGCAGCUCAAGCAGGAGCAUGAAGGAGGCCUUCAACACAUCAGCUGCUCCUAUGUGUGGUGGACAUACCAUCUGACUUCUGCUGGACAGAAGCUCACAGAGGAUAGGAAGAAGCUCCGAGAUUACAGCAUCUGA